This is a messenger RNA of Anguilla rostrata (American eel), 2018 nucleotides long. RefSeq names its product enoyl CoA hydratase domain containing 3 (gene echdc3). The coding region runs from base 109 to 1032 and encodes 307 amino acids. The transcript has 5 exons. Gene Ontology annotation, molecular function: hydro-lyase activity. Gene Ontology annotation, cellular component: mitochondrion. The record is from RefSeq and is a predicted model, not a curated record. Lineage: Eukaryota; Metazoa; Chordata; Actinopteri; Anguilliformes; Anguillidae.
CCUCGUUCAGCCAACAAACGGGGCGCUGUCGAGAAUAAAGCAUUGGUUAAAUUCUGUGCCUACCUUCCCCUCUAUCGUUUGUCAUUUUUGCAAGGUCCCUGUGCAGAAAUGGCUGUCUACGGAUUUGCCGCCGCGGCCGGCUCUUUUUCCCGUUUUAGGGGAACUGUUUUACUGAGCAGGUGGACGCUGCCAUAUUCAAGUCUUCAUGCGGGUGCGCGAUCGCUAUGCACGCGGUCUGAAACUCAACUGACUGUCAGACACCAACAAAAUGGAAUAAGGAAUAUAGUUUUGAACAAUCCCAAGAAGAGGAAUGCAUUAUCCUUGUCUAUGCUUACAUCCCUGCGGUCAGACAUCUUGGCUGACAUUGACAGUGAUGACCUCAGGGUCAUAAUUAUAUCAGCCGAGGGCCCAGUGUUCUCGUCGGGCCAUGACCUGAAGGAGCUGACGUCUGCCCAGGGGAGAGAGCACCACAGCCAGGUGUUCCAGGUGUGCUCUGAGGUCAUGACCCUGAUACAAGACAUUCCGGUUCCUGUGAUCGCCAAGGUCAACGGUGUCGCCACGGCCGCAGGGUGCCAGCUCGUUGCCAGCUGCGAUAUCGCCGUGGCGACGGAGAAAUCCACCUUUGCCACCCCGGGCGUCAACGUGGGGCUCUUCUGUUCCACGCCGGCCGUGGCCAUUGGCCGAGCCGUCCCCAGGAAGGUUGCCAUGGAGAUGCUCUUGACGGGAGCCCCCAUCUCGGCCCACGAUGCCCUGCUGCACGGGCUGGUCAGCAGGGUGGUCCCGGAGGAGCGUCUGGAGGCGGAGACCAUGGCCAUCGCCCGGCGGGUGUGCGAGUCGAGCCGCCCGGUGGUGGCCCUGGGUAAGGCCACGUUCUACCGGCAGAUGGCCCAGGGCCGGGACGCGGCCUACUCCACCGCCUCCGGGGUCAUGGUGGACAACCUGGCGCUGAGGGACGGGCAGGAGGGCAUCCGGGCCUUCCUGGAGAAACGGAAGCCCGUGUGGACAAACAGUACGGAAAAGGCACACGAGUGACUUAUUUUUCUGAAUGGGGUGGUGGGGAGGGCGGAGGACUGUGUCUCGUCUCUGUACCCCAGGGGUCAAUAUCUGCUCUGGGUGGGCAGUAGUGAUGGACGAUGUGUAAUUCCAGUCCUCUGGGUGUCUGCUACCUUAAAGGCGUAUUAAGAGCGUUUUAAAACAACCCAUUAAUUACUCAUGAGUAAGUGUUAGCCCAGAGUAAGCCCAUCCAGGCCUUUGGCUCUCCCCCGAUGGUAGGUCUUAUUUCCCAGAGGCAGUGUCUCCAUGCUGGUAUGCACCUCAUGAAUCUUUGAGUGAAAUUACUAAUCUGUAAUGCAUUUUUUAUGAAAAUGUGCUAUUGCUAAUGCAAUUGGUCUCAGGGGAGAGGAAUGUGUUUCAUGAGCUGAGUUAUGCUUCACAUGCUAUGUGGAAUAGUGUGUUUGGCAUCAACAAUUUUUUUGUGUGGGAGUUCUUUGAGUAGGGUAAAGGUGAAUCUAUAAAAAUAAAUGAGAAUGCAAUUAUUAGUUUCUCGUGUUUUCUCUGGUGUUGAGCAACUGAUUUGGUUGAGUAAUACCCACUAUUUUAUUAGCAAAAUAUUCCAUUAAAAAGAAGCCAGCCAGUAUGAAUGAUGAGGCCGCCAUUUUAGACAGUCCUACAAAGGAUGAGCACCACAGCUCAGCACCGAGUAGCAUGACAGAUCUUGAGAAGUUAGAGCAGACUAAAACCAAGUCAUUGGGUUAUGUCAGAAAUUUCCUAAAUGUUAAUAUGAGUUUGCAAAGGACAAAAAGUUGAGGAUCAAGGAGUUGAUUUGAACAUGGUACAUGUUAAGGAUGGGGCAAUAUUAGUGUUGUGUUUAGGAGCAUGGGAAAGGGUUAGGACAAGGCUUAGUCUUUGAUUUUGGAUGAUCCUAAUUUUUUCUCUGGUGUGAUUUAACACUAUAGCCUUAUAUAUUUAGAUUUUUGUCUAUUGAAACACUUUUUACAAAAUAAAUGACUACAAACAUA